Messenger RNA from Prinia subflava (tawny-flanked prinia), 1798 nucleotides. It is a transcript of the gene ASCL3, whose product is annotated as achaete-scute family bHLH transcription factor 3. The record is from RefSeq and is a predicted model, not a curated record. Gene Ontology annotation, molecular function: DNA-binding transcription factor activity, RNA polymerase II-specific; protein dimerization activity; RNA polymerase II transcription regulatory region sequence-specific DNA binding. Gene Ontology annotation, biological process: regulation of transcription by RNA polymerase II; developmental process. NCBI's taxonomy places the organism in Eukaryota, Metazoa, Chordata, Aves, Passeriformes, Cisticolidae. Bases 917 to 1456 code for a protein of 179 amino acids. The transcript is spliced from 4 exons.
AAUUAAGCAGUUUUUAAUCCCUGACUCAGAUGUAGCUGUGCAUAUGUAGCUGCAUUAUUGUGUGACAGUUUUCAGUUCCAGUGUGAAAGGAGGUGGUACAUGCAAGAAUACUUUGUUUCUGGGGGCAGUUUUGGCUUGCUUAGUCCAUGCUUGAGGGACAGACAGAUACAGAGCUUCGUUUCCUUGUCAGUCCUGUAAACUUCCAAAACUGAGUUAACCUGGGGUGAUUUAAAGCAAGUGGUGAAUUGGUGGCUUCACAGCAUUCUUGCUUUAAAUAAUAAAAAACAUGCAUAAGGAUUGACAGAUCAAGAGAAAUCAAUUCAGGCUUGGGUUCAGUUUUUGUGUUCAUCAUCACCCCAAUGAGUAGGAAAUUGUUCAGUUCGUGCUGUUUGGUUGCUGGUUGUGACACUGAUGUACUUAGGGUCCACUAAGGAAAAAGAAUGCAACCUGUUUGUGGAAUACAUGCCUUGAUUGUUGAAUAUCUCGCUGUCCACCAGUGCUGGGAGUUGUUCUGUGUUGUGGCUGCCUUUCCUGUGAGGCCUGAAGUUGGUGUUGGAAGGGGAAUGUUGGCCCAAACAGGGCCAGCAGAAGGUGAAGCUUUCUUUCCUUGAUGGAUGACAGUCACGAGAAGCAGGACUGAAUGUAAUCUGGAUGUGUUCAAUGGCAGUCUCAAAUUUUCUAGCCCUUAAUGCCAAGUUUUGUUGCCAUCAUAGCUGUGGUGUGGGUGGAAAAGCCCAACCAGAAAUGAGCAGAUCUAACUGUAAGCUGCUUUGCAUGUUGUCAAUUGACUAUAAAUUGCAGCAGUCAUUGACUCAGUGGAACAAGCUACAUAAUUCAGAUAUUUUCAGGUAUUCAUCACUCUUAAGACAGCACAUCUUGUUCCCUUGGAUUUUACUUUCCUCUUAAGGUUGGCUAAAUGCAGAACCUGAUGGAUGGCAAAAGCUAUUGUAACCUCAUCUGUGCUGAGGCUCAGCACAUGCAGCUGGCAAGGCCAUUCUGUGCAGACCCACUGGUGACGUUCCACGUGUACCCAGAAACACCAAACCAGGUCCCUUUGUCUGAAGAUUUGUCAUUCCUUCCUUUCGUGCCAGAGCAUUUCAUCACAGAGACGUUCUACAGCAAGCCCUGCCCUUUUCCCUACCAAAUGCCCCAUUCCAGUCUCCACAAAAGUGAGUACUCCUAUGGCUCAGCUUUCAUCAGGAAGAGGAAUGAGCGGGAGAGGCAGCGUGUUAAGUGUGUCAAUGAGGGCUACGCCAAGCUGAGGCACCACCUGCCCAAGGAAUACUUGGAGAAACGGCUCAGCAAAGUGGAGACCCUCCGUGCUGCUAUCAAAUACAUCAGAUACCUACAGUCUGUGCUGUGCACUGACUCUGUGGUGGCAGGAGAAGGUGUCACGGAACCAAACCAAGCACUUAAAGCCACUAACAAACAAACCCAGUUUUUGAAGACUGUCUGAGGUGUUCCAAAUCCAGCCAAAGGUAUCCUGUCUGGGUAGCCACUGUGUUAAUGACGUGUGUGUCCUGGCACUUCUUAGGAGCAGAUCGUGGCACACGUCAGUAUCAGCCCACACAAGAGCUUUAAUGUUACAGAUAGGAACUACACUUAGAGAUGAGAAAAACAACUGGGAAAAUCUCAGCUGAAUGACUUAAGUUAAUUCAUGAAAAUCAGAGCACAUUUCUAAAUUUGUCACCAGGCUAAAAAUGUAACACCUAUAUGUGUGAAGUAACUGUAUGUAUCACCACAAACUGCAUGCUUUAAAAUAAAAUCUUUCUACUUAUGGGACUGAGAUUCUUCUCAU